Messenger RNA from Diorhabda carinulata, 5655 nucleotides. RefSeq names its product nucleolar complex protein 4 homolog A. Bases 444 to 1940 code for a protein of 498 amino acids. NCBI's taxonomy places the organism in Eukaryota, Metazoa, Arthropoda, Insecta, Coleoptera, Chrysomelidae. The transcript is spliced from 5 exons. Gene Ontology annotation, biological process: ribosome biogenesis. The record is from RefSeq and is a predicted model, not a curated record. Gene Ontology annotation, cellular component: nucleolus; Noc4p-Nop14p complex; small-subunit processome.
AUUAGACUAAGUUUAAACUUACCGCCUGACCACCGGUAACAUUUCAACUAAUGUUUGUCAGUUAACGUGAAAAAGUCGAUACCUGUGGUUCAAACUUACCCUCAAACUUCACUUAGCACAAUAGCGUGAACAAAGUUACCGUAUUAAAUUGUUUAUUUUUCAACGAUAAUCUAAUUCUAUGGAAUUUAUUAAAAUUUAGUAUUCAAUCUCAAAAUAAAAAACUCGUUUUUUUUUACUUAAGUAAAAUUUCCAAACUAACAGUUUACUUUUAUCUCUGAAGACGAUAACGUGGUUAUCGAAACGCGUAUCAUUGAUAUUAGUGAAUAGUGGGUUGGUACCAUUGCAUGUUUCUCUAAACAAUGAGCUAGCUUCAUGUACAUUGCCUUUAACCUGUCUACAGGCGUAGAUCAUACUUUUACUGCGUAUUUUUUACCUUUUAAGCUAUGUCUCAGAUAGAGAAACCAAUUAAAAUAUCUAAGCAAUUAAGAUUACGUGUCCAGGAAUUCCUUAUGUGCAGGAAUGAACCCGAUAAAUUACAAGAAAUUGUUCACUAUUUUGAUAAUGGGGCGGAUCAACUUUCAUGUUUGCUAUCAUUAGAGUUGAUAUUUACAAAUAUGCUUAAAGAUAGGGAUAUGUUUAUAGAGAUAAUUCCGCUGAAACCGGUAGAAAAUACGCCCGAAAAUCAAUAUAAACAGUGGCUGAAAUUUAUGUAUGGAGAAAUAUAUGCGAAAAUUUUGAGCACAAUGGAAAAUGGCUCUCAUAAAUUACAGACACAAGGUUUAUCAACUGCUAUGAAUUUACUUUCAUAUGAAGGCAAAUACCCUUUAGAAACCAAAGAAUUUCUCGACAAUUACGUACCACUUAGCAAACUGAAAUCCAUUCUUAUGAAGUUACUUUCAAAUAAGCAAAAUAAUCACCAUUUGAUUAAUAAAUACACUGAAUAUUUGUUGUUUGAUGACAUAUUAUUCUUCACAUGGAAAAUUUUACCUUCUCUAACUGCAAAGUCCAAUCCAAAUGAAAUAUAUAUCUUAAAUUAUUUAUCAUUACUUGAAAAAUUACAAGUGCAUCAAAAUGUUGAAACAAAAAUUCUUUGCGGAGAAGAAAAUGCAAAUUUUUUCACAUUUGAUGAAACAGUAACGGUGAAAUGUUUAAAUAAAAUAUGGCAUUGUGUUAUGCAUUGGGAACAUAGUAUUCAGACUCACAAGCAAAUGUUGAUUUUACUAUUAGAAAAAAUAAUGACGCACCUAGAAAAACCUCUAUUACUCACAGACUUUCUGAUGGAUUCUUUAGACGUUGGCGGACCUAUUAGCCUCCUUGCUCUCCAAGGCAUAUUUACAAUGAUUCAGGUACACAAUUUGGACUAUCCUAAUAUAUUUACAAAAUUGUAUUCAAUGUUCGAACCGGAAAUUUUUCAUACCAAGUAUAAAGCUAGACUGUUCUAUUUAUCAGAUUUGUUUUUGAGUUCUACUCAUCUACCAGAGAAUUUAGUUGCCGCUUUUGCUAAAAGAAUGGCAAGAUUAGCGUUGAUAGCGCCUUCGGAGGAUAUUAUUAUAAUUUGUCAUUUCAUUGGGAAUCUCAUCCUUAGACACCCAGGUAUGAAAUGUUUAUUAAACAAUGUAGAACAUGAUACAGCAAAUACAGAUCCCUACAUAAUGGAAGAAAGAGAUCCAACCAAAUCUAACGCUAUCAAUAGUUCGUUAUGGGAAAUUAAAACAUUACAAAACCAUGUAUUGCCAAGUGUUUCUACAGCUGCCAAAUUCAUAAAUACCCCUCUACCAUCGGUCGAAUGGGAUCUAAGUAAAGUUUUGGAUAAAACUGGGGAUGAUAUGUUCGAUAAGGAAGUGAAAAAGUUCAGUAAAUUGAUAGUUUUACAAUUCGAGAAGCCAAACGGUGCUUCUAUAGGAAGAGGAGAGCGUAUCUUACAAUUUUGGGAAUUGUAAUAAAGUAGCGAUUCAUUUUCUUUUAAUUUACUUUAAUUUUUGCAAUGUUAUAAACCAAUAGAUACAAAUUAUAUUGUCACUUUCUAUAAUCUGUUCAAAUAGUUGAAAUAUUUUAUUUCUGUAUGUUUGUAAGUAUCGGCAAUGUUUCAAGAACACUUUGUAUGUGAAAUAUUAUGAAAUUGAUAAUAUAAUAAGAAAAAAGUCCACAUGCAAUAUCAUUAUUAUCGCACAAUUAAUUAUUUUAUAUAAUAUUGUAGAUUAAAGUGUUCAAUACAGGGUGUUAUAAUUUAUACUAAAGGUUUCUUUAUCUGUUGAAUGGAUAUAUUUUGUUAAACAUCUUGUAUAACACUCGUAGUUUUGUAUUUUAAUGUUGUAUGUUGUUAUUUAAUUUAAAAAUGUUUUCUAUUACGAAAAGAAAAUUUUGAACAUUGCAAAUUUUAAUUUAUUUAUUUGUAAUAUAUUUAAUAGUCCCGAAAAACAUUGUUUAUAGUACAUUCCAGUUUUUAAAUAUUUUGCAUCACACAUUUUGGAGAUAAUUUUUUUUUUAAUUUUUCCAACAAUUAAAUGUACAGGGUAUACCACGAUGAGUUAACGAAAAGUAUUUUCAUUUGAAAUAUUUUUAGUUAGCUACGAUUUUUAAUUAUACAAAUUUCCAACAUUUUUUUUCUUAUUUUUCAUCAUAUUUUCAUAAUAUACAAGAAAUUUCAAUGCAACUAAGGUAAAUGUACCAAUAGUGAGAUGCUUGAGUCUUCAAAUAAACUUACCAACUUUGUUAUCACUUUAUUUAAAAAUUUCAAAACGUUAUUAUAAUAAUAAAAAAUUGAUUUUUAUAAAUAUAAAUUUAAAAACACAUUUAUCCAUGAAAAAUUGAAAAUAUUAUGUUACAAUUUUUCAACAACGGGAAGUCUUUUAUUGAAGAUGUAUGUUAUCCUCCUCUCCUGCUAAUCCUCUACAUGAGCAUUGGAGACCAGGCUUUGGAUUUGACUGAAAGGCACGAUGAACUCUUUUUCAAUGAAUUUCAUUUCUUCACUCUCUCCUGACUCGUACACGUCAUCUAAUGCUUCUAAAUACUCGAUUUCAUCAGUUGGUGAUGUUUUUAAAUCCUUCUUUUCUUCUAUUUCUUUUCUCAUUUUCCUGCUUCUUCUGCUCUAUUCUCUACUUUUUUUCUACAAUAUUCUAUUACUUGAGGUGAAGUGUUCACUUCGAGCAGACUUUUUUAUUUUGGUCUUUUAUUGAGUUUUAUUAUUAUUUAUUGGAUCAUCUGUAGAUGUUGAUGGUAUUGUAUCAUCCGUAGAUGAUACAAUGUUGAUGAUAUUGGAUCCUCUGUAGAUGUUAAUGGUACGGAAUCAUUUGUAGAUUUUGGGGUAUAAUGCCACAAGCUCAAUUCCAUCUACCCGUUUUCGGAAUGACCCAUCGCCAAGUUGCUGCAUUGAAAGGGGAAUUCUACUGUAUCUAAAAACUAUCAUUGGAGACGCUAUUGCUACAGCAGCAUUACCUGUUAAUAACACUGUUAGUUAUAAUUUUUCAUCUGCCUCAAUGCCUGUAUAUACAGAUUUUGAACCCAACAGGAUUAGGGUUAAUGAAGUAGUCUCAAACAAUUUGAAACCAACAGUACAUGUCUCUUUUCGGUAACUAAGCCUCAUGUCGAAGUCAGAUUUUGGCUUGUUUGGGAUAGUGUUUUAGGAAACCCUCAUACCACUUCCUCCUAGGUACAAAAGUUACUAGUCAUUAGAGUUUUCUUGAAGGGUUUCUUCUGGAAAUCCCUUUUUGGGUCUUGUGGAGGGAAGUCCUCGAAAAUCCAAACUGUAGAUCUCAAACUUACCCCUUUAUUAACUGCAUUUAUCGGUUGGGAAAGGUUGAAACAAAUUCCUUCCAUCUAUCCAUCCAUUGUUUAGUUAUUGAGGCAAAUUGUGAUAUUUUUGUUGUGAACAAACUGAAAAUUUGCAAAAAAAUUGAAUAAUUGAAAAUUUUUAGGAGUAGGAUGUUCCGAAUCAAGUGACUGUAAAAACAGGAUGUAUCUUAAUUAGAAAGUUGUAAAGUAAUAAUUAUAUUGUGAAUUUUUGAAAAAUUAUCGUAUACACAAAUUUUAAUUGAGUCAACUCAUCGUAAUACACCUUGUACGGUGGCGAACAAAUUUAGAAAUGUUUAACAAAGUUGUGUCUGUAAAAAAUUUCAUUUCUGAUUUGAUUUAAUCCGGUGAAAUGUUUCUGUGUGGGGAAGAACUGGGAAAAUUCAUAACAUUUGAGAAAAAUGUGAUAAAAAGUGUAUUAAAUAGACUGCUCCUUCUAUUUCUAAUGAAACUAUUUUAGAUGUCUUUUAUUACAUUUCAAUUAAAAUUGGAAUUGGUAAUAUUAUUCUGACGCUAGUUAACAAAUUUAUUCUAUUUUUUCUUUCGUAGUUUCUUUUCUAACUGAUUUGUUAGUUGUAUUUAUUUCUCUUCUGCAUACUUCAUAUUUAAAAUAUUUUUAGUAUAAAGGGUCUAUUUUUCUUCUAUGUAUCUUAUUUUUUGCAUUUCAAGAUAUUCAAUCUUCUUCUCCAACUGUUGUACAAUUAUUCUUUGGUCUCCAUACCUACCUACCUUAAACAUUGUGAUCUUACUACUUUUGCUUGUGAAUGGCUGUCGUUGCAAGAUCUCCUGAUUAUAUUCAUAGUUCCGUUUCACAGGUCUUAGUACAGUUUGGUUUAUAAUUUUUUGAUCCAAAUGUCUCGAAUAAAGUUCAUGAUAUUUUUAUAAUUGUUUCUUUAGUUUCGUUGUUCCUGGUAUUGACAUUUUUUCCUGUAAAUUGUUUUUUAUUUGCAUCAUAUUGUGAUCUUACUACUGUCAAUAGUGGAGGGUUGAAGUUUAGUUGCAAUAUCUCCUAAUUUAUUCGUCCUUCCACUUCAUCCACUUUAUUUACAUGCAAGUUUUAGCAUCUCCUUUUUCAUAAUUCAUAAAUUCAGCUUCACACAGUUCCAUAGGUUCUAUUAGUUUGAAUUUUAAAUAUUACUGUCGUUUUCUUCAUUAUCACUUCUCAUUAUUAAUUAUUUGAAGAUUUGUGAUUGUCUUAAGAUUUCUUCGGUCUCUGGUUCUUCAUAGAACUACUAAAAUAGAAUGUGUCAUGUUAAUAACAAAUCUUACAACACAGAUACCACUCAGCUGCCAAUAUGUAGAAUGUAAUUUUCCCGGUUACACGAACAUUGGUUUCAAUUACACUUUGAUUAUUUGUACUUUUUUCUGUAACGGCAUUGCAAUUACACGGCUGUCAACUUUUAGAAUGCAAUUCUUCCUGAUUAUAAAAGGAAUUAUUCCAUUUACACUUAGGAUAUUUAGAUUUGUUUUAUUGGCUGUAAUUGUCACUACAAAAUGUCAAAAUUUGAAUUAUUUGACUAUUUGUAUUUCAUCAAGAUAUAAUUUUUAAAAUUUUAUAGUGUAGUAGAAAGUUAGAGAGUAGAUAAUUGUAAAUUCGCUCUUAUUUUAAAAAUAAUGUGAUUUUUUCAAAUUUUUUUUAAAUAAACAUGUUUAUUAACAAACAGUAACCCCUAAUGCAAUUAUUGAGUAUCUAAUUAUCAAUUUUUGAUGUUUUUUUUUUAUAUAAUGAAGUGAUAUUUGUACAUGCCUAAAAAUGAAAUUAUUAAAAUUCUUGUACGAUAUUAUUUAAAUGGUAUUACUAAGAUUUUGUUACCCUCCUUUUAAUUUAUCUGUUUGAAUAAACUGUUGCUUUUUUUUAAAAAACAA